GUGUAAAACUUCUCUUGCAUGGUCUUUGCUCCAACACCACAGUCAAAUCUUUGGAUCUGAAGGGAAAUAACCUGCGAACCGUGGGAGCUGAGGCUUUGGGAAAACUUCUUAGGCAGAACAAAUCCAUCAGGAGCCUAACCUUGGAAUGGAACAGCCUUGGCAUGUGGGAGGAGGGCUUCUCCUUUUUCUGCCAAGGACUGGGAGCGAACAACUUUCUCCAGCGGUUGGAUCUGCGCAAUAACCAGAUUAACCAUCAAGGGGCUGCAGAGCUGGCCAUGGCACUGACACAGAAUGACAGCCUUCAGGAGCUGGAUUUGCGUUGGAAUAAUAUUGGACUUCUGGGUGGCCGAGCUCUGCUGAACUGCCUGCAGAGCAACAGGACCCUGAAGAAGCUGGAGCUGGCAGGGAACAACGUUCCUGGUGACAUCCUGAAAGCUGUGGAACAAGCCUUGGAUCACAACAGAGACCGUGAGACUAUCCUGAGUGAGGCCCAGAACCAAGUAUCCAUCCUCAGUAAGGAGGUGAUGAGUCUGAAGGAUGAGAAGAACAAGCAGUUCUUGGAUCUUAUGGACACUGUAGACAAGCAGAAAGAAGAAAAAGCCAGGAGUGAGAGAAUGUCUGCAGCACAAAUCAGCCAGCUGCAGGAAGCAUUGGAUGAGCACUACUCCAUUGUGAAUUCACUGAAAGCCAAGCUGCAGAUGACUGAAGCUGCCCUGGCUCUGUCUGAGCAGAAGGUACACAACUUGGGAGAGCUGCUGAAUGCCAUGAAACAGGAACAAACCAGUGUGGCUGAGUCCCACUUUAAGGAGCUCCAGCAACAGAGGCAGGAAAGUGCUGAUCGGGAAGACAAGCUUUUGCAUGAUUUGUCUGCUGCUAGUGAAAAAAAUCUGCUGCUGAGAAAUCAGGUAGGAAACCAACAGGAUCAGCUGUUCCAGGUAAAACAAGACUUGACCAACACAACAGCAGAGCUGAAGCUGCGGGCUGUGCAGGCCGAGGAACGUCUGGAAAUGGAGAAGAGAAGAUUUAAACAAAGCCUUGAAGACAUGGAAUCCCUUCGGGUAAAAGAGGUGGAUCAUAUGACACAGCACAUUGAGGCCAGUGAACGUUCCAUGCAGGACAGGAUCCAGAGGCUGGAGGCCAUCAGGAUAUCUCUGGAGGAGGAGCUGAGCCAAGUCAAAGCAGCUGCACUCGCUGAGCGAGGCCAGGCAGAGGAGGAGUUAAUGAAAGUCCGAAGCCAGGCACGCUUGGAGGAGCAGCAACGACUAGAACACCUAGAAGAGAAGCUGCGGCUGAUGACUGAGUCACGGGAUGAAGCUCAGAACUGCUGCCUUAAGCAAAAAGAAAUGGUUGCUGAGGCCCAGGCCAGAGCCAAACAGUGCAGCAUGCAAGCUGAUGGACUGAGGAGGCGGCUGGAGGAACUUCAGCAGGACCUGAACCGUAAGGAAGAGGAGAAAGUGACAGAGGUGAAUAAGGUGAAAGUGGAAUUACAGGAGCAGAUUGGGCACCUGCAGGCUGAACGCACAGCACAGGACGGGCUGAGAGAGAAGAUUGCAGCUCUGGAGAGGCAGCUGAAAGCCCUAUCAAAUAAUCAUCGUGAGGCACUGCUGGACAAAGAGGGUGAGAUGUCUCUGCUGCUGGAGAAGCUGAGAAUGAAAGAGGCUGAGAUCUCCAGGAUGAGGGAAGAGGAGGCCCAGCGAGCAAGUUUCUUGCAGAAUGCCAUCAUGGCAUAUGUGCAGGGAUCCCCCUUGGGAACCCACAGUUCUAGGAAAUGA
Molecule: messenger RNA, 1772 nt
Organism: Acanthisitta chloris (rifleman)
Lineage: Eukaryota; Metazoa; Chordata; Aves; Passeriformes; Acanthisittidae
Gene: LRRC45
Product: leucine rich repeat containing 45
Exons: 16
Cellular component (GO): centrosome
Molecular function (GO): protein binding
Source: RefSeq, a predicted model, not a curated record